AUUCGCCCGCGCGACAUUCGCCAGCGCGCACGCGUAACGCAAGCGCGAAUUUCGAAACGAAAAUGAUGCUCGCCGGAGCAGAGAUUGUCGACAAGAGUGUCGCGUUCAGUUCUGAUGGUGUGGUGCUGCCAGCUCCUGCAGCUUCUGCCACGGCAGCUCCUGCCAUGGUUGCUCCUGCCGCUCCUGUCAUGCCCCAGGCUGCCCCACAAGGGCUGUCAAGGGUUCCUGAGCGGGAAGCUGUGGAUAUGCACUUCAGUAACAUAACGUGUACAGUCAAACUUGGAAUUAAUAAAGGGUACAAAGAGAUCCUCCAUGGCGUCCACGGCCGCCUCCGGCCGCGGCAGCUGGUGGCCAUCAUGGGGCCUUCAGGCGCCGGCAAAUCCACAUUACUGGACGUUCUGUCAGGAUACAGGGUCACUGGGGUCGGAGGAGCGGUGUUCCUUAACGGCAGGGGCAGGAUCAUGAAGCAAUUCAAGAAGAUGUCGUGCUACAUACAGCAAGACGACCGGCUGCAGGGGCUACUUACUGUAGGCGAAAACAUGUCCAUGGCUGCCAACCUCAAACUACCCACCAAAAUGGAUGCCUACGAGAAGGGGGAAGUCAUAGAAAAUAUUCUCACGAACCUCGGCCUCUACGAACACUCCUACACCCGCGCAGCACGGUUAUCCGGCGGACAGAAAAAGAGGCUCUCGAUAGCUCUGGAGCUUAUUAACAACCCUCUUAUUAUGUUCCUCGAUGAGCCCACUACAGGCCUCGACAGUUCCUCGUGCACACAAGUAGUCCAGCUCUGCAGCAGCCUCGCCCGCCAAGGCCGAACGAUCGUCUGCACUGUCCACCAGCCUUCGGCCUCGCUCUUCGCGCUGUUCGACCAAGUAUAUGUGCUGGCCGCCGGACAGUGCCUCUACCAGGGCACCACGCAGAACCUGGUGCCGUACUUGGAGCAGACGGGCGUGCCUUGCCCCAUCUACCACAACCCCGCUGACUAUGUAAUCGAGCUAGCAUGCGGAGAAUACGGCGAAGACAAAAUCCAACUCCUUACAACCAAAUCAGAGAACGGUAGAGCGCUGCACUGGUUCGAUAACCCUGAGUCCAUCCCCAGCAUGGAGGCUCUGAGGAAGCAGUUCCCCCUGAGCGCGCUGAAGGCCCAGGACAGGGGGUCCAGCAAUGAGGAAACGCCGCAGUCCAACCAGAGAUCUGUGCUCAUCAGGACUGGGUUCCUUAAAGCUAAACGAGAUGCUACCAUGACCCACAUCCGUGUCCUGGUGAACAUCCUGGUGGGUUUAAUGCUGGGGAGCCUCUUCAUCAACGCGGGCAACGAGGGUUCCAGGGUGCUGGAGAACUAUAACCUGCUGUUCGCCAUACUGAUGCACCAUAUGAUGUCGCCAAUGAUGCUGACCAUUCUUACAUUCCCGUCAGAAAUGUCGAUCCUGUCCAAGGAACAGUUCAACAGAUGGUACUCCUUGGGAUCCUACUACCUUUCCAUAACUCUCGUGGACUUGCCAGUAUCUGUGGUAUCAUGCUUCGUCUUCAGCGUGAUAGUCUACUUCAUGUCAGCGCAGCCGCUAGAGCUGACCCGGUUCACCAUGUUUUUCGCCAUCUCCAUGUACACUGUCCUGGUGGCGCAGAGUUUCGGACUCAUGAUCGGAGCAGUCUUCAACGUGGUUAACGGCACAUUCCUGGGCCCGUCUCUCUCCGUACCCAUGAUGAUGUUCGCCGGUUUCGGCGUGACGCUGCGGGACCUGCCCUCCUACCUGUACUGGGGGUCGUACGUGUCCUACCUGCGCUAUGGGCUCGAAGGACUGAUCAACGCCAUCUACGGGAUGAAUAGGCCCGUACUCGCCUGCGAGGAUGAAUUAUAUUGUCAUUACAAGUAUCCCAGCAAGUUUUUGAACGAGAUUGCGAUGCGAUCGGAUAUGUUUUGGUGGGACAUCCUCGCUCUGACCAUCAACGUAGUCGUCCUAAGAACACUGGCCUUCUUUUUACUAAAAUGGAAACUAAACGCAGUGCGAUAAAAUAUGUUUGUACGUAAUAUUUGUGUAAAUUGGUUGGGUAGUGUAGAUACCAGUCUAGCUCUAAAUUGUGUGACAAGUGACAAUUAUAUAAUAUUUAGUCAAGUAAAAUUGCCCGAAAGAACUGGUAGCA
This is a messenger RNA of Cydia amplana, 2142 nucleotides long. RefSeq names its product ATP-binding cassette subfamily G member 4. The coding region runs from base 63 to 2012 and encodes 649 amino acids. The transcript has 11 exons. Gene Ontology annotation, biological process: transmembrane transport. Gene Ontology annotation, molecular function: ATP hydrolysis activity; ATP binding; ABC-type transporter activity. Gene Ontology annotation, cellular component: membrane. NCBI's taxonomy places the organism in Eukaryota, Metazoa, Arthropoda, Insecta, Lepidoptera, Tortricidae. The record is from RefSeq and is a predicted model, not a curated record.